This is a messenger RNA of Cucurbita pepo subsp. pepo (vegetable marrow), 2656 nucleotides long. The record is from RefSeq and is a predicted model, not a curated record. Lineage: Eukaryota; Viridiplantae; Streptophyta; Magnoliopsida; Cucurbitales; Cucurbitaceae.
AGUUUUACAAUUACGUGCCUCUUUGCGCGCUAAUAAACAGAAUUUGCAACCUGCAAAGCUUGCAGCUCAGAAUCAUGGAUUCCCUGUUCUCAACCACUACAAUCUCUUCCAUUCUGGUGAAACGAAAUGGAGGAGUUAGCUGCCAGAUUCCGAUGGCUCAUUUCCAGACCAACUCCAGAAGGCGGCCACCAAAAAACCUCCUCUAUCCACGGCGGACCAAGCUUCCCCCUGAUCCCGGCGUCAAUCAAUUCUUGAAGAAACGAACCUCUGGCCCUCACCCUGACACAUCCUUACCAGAUUUGAUUCCGAGUGAGAAAAUCGGACCGCCGGAAGAAGAACUUGACGAGCUUGAAGAAACCGCUGCGGAUAACUAUUUCGCCAAUGAUGAUAACGACAGUGAUAUUGUUUGGGAUUCGGAAGAAAUUGAAGCUAUUACAUCACUCUUCCGAGGGAGAAUUCCUCAGAAACCUGGUAAAUUGAACCGGGAGAGACCUCUUCCUCUCCCACUUCCUCACAAGCUACGACCACCAGGGCUUCCUAACCCUAAAAUUCGCCCAAGAACAGCGGUUUCUUCGCGUGCACUGAUGUCUAAGCAAGUCUAUAAGCGCCCCGAUUUUCUUAUUGGCCUUGCAAGAGCGAUUAGAGAUCUGCAACCGGAGGAGAAUGUGUCCAAAGUUCUCAAUAGGUGGGCUCCGUUUUUGCAGAAGGGGUCGCUGUCGUUAACGAUCAAGGAGCUAGGUCAUAUGGGUCUUGCUGAUAGAGCUCUAAAGACGUUCUGUUGGGUACAAGAGCAACCUCGACUCUAUCCAGAUGAUCGUGUUUUGGCCUCUACCGUUGAGGUCCUCGCAAGGAACCAUGAACUUAAAAUACCUUUCAACCUGGAUGAGUUCACUAAACUUGCGAGUCGUGGUGUGCUCGAGGCAAUGAUGAGAGGGUUUAUCAAAGGUGGGAGGUUAAGCCUUGCUUGGAAGCUUCUUGUAGCUGCCAAGAACGGUAAGAGAAUGUUGGAUCCUAGCGUUUAUGUGAAGUUGAUAUUGGAAAUUGGUAAGAACCCUGAUAAAAACAUGCUGGUACUUGCCUUACUAGAUGAACUAGGACAAAGAGAAGCAUUGAAUUUAAACCAGCAAGAUACAUCAGCUAUCAUUAAGGUCAGCACAAGGCUUGGUAAAUUUGAAAUUGCUGAAAGACUUUAUAGCUGGUAUGUUGAAUCUGGGCAUGAACCCAGUGUGGUUAUGUACACUGCUUUAGUUCAUAAUCGAUAUUCAGAGAGGAAGUAUAGGGAGGCAUUAUCUGUAGUGUGGGAAAUGGAGGCUGCUAAGUGUCCUUUUGAUCUUCCUGCUUAUAGUGUAGUGAUAAAGCUUUUUGUUGCUCUUGGGGAUCUUUCAAGGGCUGUUAGAUACUUUGCAAAGCUUAAGGAAGCUGGUUUUACCCCUACAUAUUGUAUAUAUAGGAACUUGAUUACCAUUUAUUUAGCUGCUGGCAGGUUAGCCAAGUGUAAGGAAAUCUACAAGGAAGCAGAGAAUGCUGGAUAUGUCAUGGACAAACAAAUUACUUCAAUGUUGUUGCAAGCAAAAAGAUGAUACAUUUCUAGUUGCAUGUAGAAUCAUUCAAGCUCGACAUGAUCAAUCUUGCUUGUGGAGUGAUUCGAAUCUCAAUCAAGUGUUUUUGUGUUGAGAUAUUUGAUCAACAAGAAUCAUUCAAGCUAGAUAUGAUCGAUCUUGCUUGUGGAGUGAUUCGAAUCUCAAACAAUGUUCUUGUCUUGAGAUAUUCGAUCAACAAGGUAAUCCGAAUCUUACUCCCCUUGUAGUGAUUCCUUAUCUUAUCACUUAUUCUAAUUCAGAUUCUUUUCUGCUAUCUAUACCUUCUAAUUCCACUGCUCAAUGUGGUAAGUCUAUGUCUAGAUAUGUCUCAUAAUAUUUUACCCUUUCUGUUGUAGAUAUAGUCAUCACAGUUGUGCUCCUGGUACCGUAACUUCCCUGUCUGUUGAAAAUUAAAACGAUGUGAAAAGAACUGUAUCAAAAUCCCAGCUGUAAAUAAAUGUUGUGAGAUCCUACAUGAGUAGGGAAGGAGAACGAAACAUCUUUUAUAAGGGUGUGGAAACCUUUUCCUAGCAGACGUGUUUUAAAAGCCUUGAGGGGAAACCCAAAGAGGACAAUAUCUAUUAGCGGUGGCCCUAUUUGCUUACCAUUGGGUGUUAAUUGGACAAACGCAGGGCUCAAAUUGAACUCCAAGACGAGGGGGCAUAUAUGAGGCAGUUUUCUUUCAUCAGCUUUUACGGUGUCCCUCAUUAAUCUCUGAAUCAAGUAUUUCUCAGGUAUUUCACCUUCAUCAAAUAUAAGUAGCUGUUUGUUAAAUUUUAGCCUCAAGCUCUGUGCGUGUAGAAAGUCGAAGCACUCGGCCACUAAACAUCUUAUCUUUCUUCCUUCUUUCAUUUUUCCUUGUCCUUUUUGCUUCUUAUAUCUGAAUAUAUUGUUAUAUGGCUUGAAUAAUGUUUAGAAACCUUAUGCCAAGAGAAUGAAGCUCUUCAUUAGACAGCACAUGUAAACCAGGAGGAACCUCCUGAGUCAAAAUGUGCUCGUUCUCCUUUUGAUCUGUUGGAAAUGUAAACCAUGGUUUUUGAACAAAUGUCGAGUUAAACCCAUUAUACUGAUAGAUA